AGUCACCAUGAGGGCGCUGGUCCUGCUCUGCUGCUUCGUGGCGUCUCUCCUGCUCUCAGGACAAGCAGAAGAGGCAGAGGAUGUGAGUGAAGAAGCCCCGGUGCGGGACCGCUCCCACAUCGAGGAAACUCUGAUGCUGAAUGAGGACAAGCCGGCUGAUGACUUUUCAGCGGUGCUGCAGCGGCUUCGAAAGAUCUACCAUUCCUCCAUCAAGCCCCUGGAGCAGUCUUACAAGUACAAUGAGCUCCGGCAGCAUGAGAUCACAGACGGGGAGAUCACAUCCAAGCCCAUGGUGCUGUUCCUGGGACCGUGGAGUGUCGGCAAAUCAACCAUGAUAAACUACCUCCUCGGGCUGGAAAACACUCGCUACCAGCUCUAUACAGGUGCUGAGCCCACCACCUCCGAGUUCACAGUCCUCCUGCACGGGCCCAAACUCAAAACCAUUGAGGGCAUUGUCAUGGCUGCCGACAGUGCCCGGUCCUUCUCACCCCUUGAGAAGUUUGGUCAGAAUUUUUUGGAGAAGCUGAUUGGCAUCGAGGUUCCCCACAAACUUCUGGAGCGGGUCACAUUUGUGGACACACCAGGCAUCAUUGAGAACCGCAAGCAGCAAGAAAGAGGUUACCCCUUCAAUGACGUGUGCCAGUGGUUCAUCGACAGAGCCGACCUCAUCUUUGUCGUCUUUGACCCAACCAAGCUGGACGUGGGUCUGGAGCUCGAGAUGCUCUUCCGCCAGCUGAAGGGCCGGGAAUCCCAGAUCAGGAUCAUCCUCAACAAGGCUGACAACCUGGCCACCCAGAUGCUGAUGCGCGUUUAUGGUGCUCUCUUCUGGAGCUUGGCCCCUCUCAUCAAUGUCACAGAGCCCCCAAGGGUUUACGUCAGCUCCUUCUGGCCACAGGAGUACAAGCCUGACACCCACCGGGAGCUGUUUCUCCAGGAAGAGAUCUCCCUCCUGGAGGACCUGAAUCAGGUGAUUGAGAACAGGUUGGAGAACAAGAUCGCCUUCAUUCGCCAGCACGCUAUCCGGGUCCGUAUCCAUGCCCUCUUGGUUGACCGCUAUCUGCAGACUUACAAGGAUAAAAUGACCUUUUUCAGUGAUGGAGAACUGGUUUUUAAGGACAUUGUGGAAGAUCCCGAUAAAUUCUACAUCUUUAAGACCAUCCUGGCAAAGACCAAUGUCAGCAAAUUUGACCUUCCCAACCGUGACGCCUACAAGGACUUCUUUGGCAUCAACCCCAUUUCCAGUUUUAAGCUGCUCUCCCAACAGUGUUCCUACAUGGGAGGCUGCUUCCUGGAGAAGAUCGAGCGGGCCAUCACCCACGAGCUUCCCAGCCUCCUGGGUAGCCUUGGGCUAGGGAAGAAUCCAGGUGCUCUCAACUGUGACAAAACAGGGUGUGGAGAAACCCCAAAGAAUCGCUAUAAGAAACACUAGCUUGUGUGCAGCCAUUCUCGAGUUCCUAUUGGUGAAUGAGCUUGUGUCCUAACUGUCUGAGAAGUCCUGGUUUAGUAACCCUUUGAGCCACACUGGCAAGGAUUCGGCAUUGGAGAUUUGGGAGUUAAUUGAGGCCGGGAUAGAGGAAGGAACGCGGGUCAGAGGAGGAGAGUGGAAACUGUGAAUUAUAGUGUGCUUGUCUUGUCGCUUCAAUCAGGUUCAAUCAGGAGGCGAGUCGGGCAACAGCUGCUUUUCUGGGGCCAGCUCUUAGAGGGACAGAGAGCAGCUGUGUUUUAAAAUGUAUGGAAUUCGUGAGCUCACAGUAGCUGAAAUGCUUUCCUCCUUUGUGAGCUACAAAACAGUGACAUCGGAGUCACAGAGUGCCCUUCACCCCAUUUUGGUUUCCUUCACACACACAAUCUGGUUUGUCCCCGGCCCGAAGUUUGCGUUGACUUUCAGCAGUGGGCAGUCUCUUGGAUCUGACUCUACCUGGGUUU
This is a messenger RNA of Orycteropus afer afer, 1926 nucleotides long. The record is from RefSeq and is a predicted model, not a curated record. Lineage: Eukaryota; Metazoa; Chordata; Mammalia; Tubulidentata; Orycteropodidae.